AUGUUGGGGGUGGGGGUCUGGGCCGGGUGGAGGGGGAGGCGGAGAAAAGAGGGGGACGGAGGAGAGACACAGCCGGAUAGUGAGGACUUCAUGGUGGCCGGGAGGAGCUUUAACGGAGUUAUCGGUACACUCACUAUGACAGCAACGUUUGUUGGAGGAGCUUUUAUCAACGGAACAGCUGAGGCGGUGUACACGGCCGGGUCGGGGCUUCUCUGGGCACAGGCGCCGUUUGGACUGGCGCUUUCUCUUCUCAUAGGUGGCGUCUUCUUUGCCAAGAAGCUGCGAUCUGCCGGCUUCACGACCUUGUUCGACCCCUUCCAACAGAAGUUCGGCAGGUUCAUGUGCGUGCUGCUCUACAUCCCGUCUGUUUUGUCGGAAAUAUUCUACUCAAGUACGAUUCUCGCAGCUCUGGGGACAACGCUUAGCGUUAUUCUCGAGCUCGACUUGCGGAUCUCCAUCCUUAUCUCCACGGCCGUUGCCGUGCUGUACACGUUACUGGGAGGGCUGUACUCAGUCGCCUACACUGAUGUGCUUCAGUUGAUCCUCAUCUUCAUUGGUCUGUGGCUGUGUAUCCCGUUCGCCAUGACGCACCGUGCAGUGGCGAGCAUCACCGCGGACACGUCCUGGCUGGGGCGGUGGGACAGCCGACUGGCUGCCGUCUGGGUCGACCUGACGCUGAUGAUGGCCCUGGGUUCCCCCGCCAUCCAGCCGUAUGUGCAGCGGGUCCUGGCGGCGCGCAGUGCACGUGAGGCCCGGCUCUUCUCCGUCUUCGGCUGCUUCGGGUGCCUUCUCCUUGCCGCACCGCCUGUUCUCAUCGGCGCUAUUGGAGCGUCAACAGACUGGAACCAGACUGCCCUACGUGUUCCACCUUUAAACGAUACAGACAAAAUCGCACCCUUGGUCAUCCAGUAUCUCACACCCACAGCGGUAUCCGUGGUGGGGUUGGGAACGGUGUCUGCCGCGGUCAUGUCUUCUGUUGACUCCUCCAUUCUCGGAGCUGCAAGUGUGUUUGGGCGGAACAUCUACCAGGGUAUACUUAGACCCAAGGCUUCUGAAGUAGAAGUUGUGUGGUUAGUCCGUUUUUCCGUCGUCAUCAUCGGCGCAUGCGCGGCCCUGGUGGCUCUGACGUCACACACCAUCAUCGGGCUGUGGUACCUGUCAUCUGAGCUGGUUUACGUCAUCCUGCUGCCUCAGGUCGUCUGUGUGCUGUUUGUCAGGUUCUCCAACUCGUACGGUUCCCUGGCGGGGUUCGCAGUAGGACUGGUACUGAGGAUAGCAGCCGGAGAACCCCUGCUGAACAUGGCGCCGUUCGUCAGGUACCCCUACUACAGCGACGAGCUGGGACAACUCUUCCCCUUCAGAACUCUCGCCAUGCUGGCGUCUCUCGUCUCCAUGGUGAUCAUUUCUGGGAUGUUCCAUGUAGGAUUUCAGCGGGGGGUUCUGCCGAGCAAGCUUGAUGUUUUUCAUUGUUACCGGAAUGAGUGUGACCUCAGUGCGAGUACCAGGGAUGCUGAUAUGACUCUGUUCAGCCUGAAUUAUAACAGAUCUUGUGAGCUGGAUUUAACUUCCAAUGAAACGACCGGCACGGAAAACGUAUCAAAUGUCCCAGAUUAGCUGCAAUGGACUGACCCCAUAACCCCGCCCAUCGCAUGGGAUGUAAGGAUAAUCUCCAAACAGAUUCUCCAUGUGGGGCGGCCAACGGAUACAAGCGUCCAAUAUAGAGCUCCCCUUGCCCCACAGAAUCUGCUUGGAGGUGUAAGGAUAUGUCUCUAUUAUGCUGCUGUUUUGAUUAUUUUUUGCGGUUAGGCAUUUCAUUUUGUGGUUUGCAUUUAUACAACAUGUCAACAAGAACAAGAGCUAUAUAUUCUGCAAACCAAAAUUUAUGACCAUAUAUAGCAUGUCCAGAACAUGAUAUUUGAUUUCAAAACUGGAACUUCUGAAGUCCAAAGUUUCACCUACUGAGUAAUUGAUUAAAGGAUAUGU
This is a messenger RNA of Branchiostoma belcheri (Belcher's lancelet), 1983 nucleotides long. Its product is annotated as high affinity choline transporter 1-like. Gene Ontology annotation, biological process: transmembrane transport; choline transport; acetylcholine biosynthetic process. Lineage: Eukaryota; Metazoa; Chordata; Leptocardii; Amphioxiformes; Branchiostomatidae. The record is from RefSeq and is a predicted model, not a curated record. Gene Ontology annotation, molecular function: choline:sodium symporter activity. Gene Ontology annotation, cellular component: plasma membrane. The coding region runs from base 1 to 1614 and encodes 537 amino acids. The transcript has 10 exons.